AUGCCGCGUGGAAGUCGGAGCCGCACUUCCCGGGUGGCCCCUCCGGCCAGCCGGGCACCUCAGAUGAGAGCUGCCCCCAGGCCAGCCCCAGCUGCUCACCCACCAGCAGCGGCCCCACCAUCAGCAGUGGGCUCACCCGCUGCUGCCCCCAGGCAGCCAGGUCUGAUGGCCCAGAUGGCAACCACAGCGGCUGGUGUGGCCGUAGGCUCUGCUGUCGGGCACACGCUGGGCCAUGCCAUCACCGGAGGCUUCAGUGGAGGAAGUCAAGCUGAGCCUGCAGCAAGGCCUGACAUCACUUACCAGGAACCUCAGGGCGCCCAGCCAGCAUACCAGCAGCAGCAGCAGCAGUUUGGCCCUUGCCACUAUGAGAUGAAACAAUUUUUGGAGUGUGCCCAGAACCAGGGUGACCUCAAGCUCUGUGAGGGGUUCAGUGAGGUGCUGAAGCAAUGCCGAUUUGCAAAUGGUUGCCAUGAGUGGCAGUCAGCUCCACAGCAACUGGUACUUACAGUUUGGGGGCCACCAGAGCUGCUGUGCCAGCUCACCUGUGGCAGUGGUCAUGCACUGAGCUGUCACCGUGUUCCCAAUGAGGUUUCAGCAUACAUGGAUGUCACCCCUAGAGAAGUGAAGAUGUUCCUAGCAAGGCUUGGAGGCCAAGCCACCCGGGGAGGCUCACCUGCUGAUCGCCCAGCCGCUUCCCCUGCCAAGCUUUGCCCUGCCUCCCAGGAUUGCGGCGGAGAUUUAUUUUUGGCACGUUGGGCUCCGGUCAAGUUGCAAAGCCUGAAGAAGAACAGCAAGAUCUUGUAG
Messenger RNA from Chrysochloris asiatica (Cape golden mole), 804 nucleotides. RefSeq names its product coiled-coil-helix-coiled-coil-helix domain containing 2 (gene CHCHD2). NCBI's taxonomy places the organism in Eukaryota, Metazoa, Chordata, Mammalia, Afrosoricida, Chrysochloridae. Gene Ontology annotation, biological process: positive regulation of transcription by RNA polymerase II; mitochondrion organization. The coding region runs from base 1 to 804 and encodes 267 amino acids. Gene Ontology annotation, molecular function: sequence-specific DNA binding. The transcript is spliced from 5 exons. Gene Ontology annotation, cellular component: mitochondrion; nucleus. The record is from RefSeq and is a predicted model, not a curated record.